AGGCUACCAGCUUCUGGCUGAGGCAGCCUCCGGCCCAUUCGAUCUAGGCGGGGAAGGACAGCGAGGUGAUGCUGCGCUCGCUCGCUCAGUGCUGUUCCACUCUACCCGGCCUUUCAUUACAUUUCCCUCGAGGUGGCGGCGGCUGCCUUUUUGCCCCACCCACGUGGCGUUAAUGUGAGCGCGCGCGCGGCCUCAGCCCGCUGUCUUGCUGAGGGGAGAAACGAAAGCUUCCCUUAGCGACUGGAGCCCUCGGUGGGCUGGCGGCAUUUUGGUGGAGAGCGCGGCUCGCGUGAAGAGAUAUUAGCCCGCGCCGCCCCCCACCGGCUUGUCGCAUAUUAGGCGAGGCGAGCAGCGUGUGGUUGCUGCUGGGCCAAGUUCGGCCCUCUCAUUGUUUGUUCUUGUGGCGGCAGCAGCAGCCGCUGCAGCCGCUAGUUCAAGCAAAAGCCCCCCAGCGGGCAGCCUCCCCGCAUCGACGCCACUUCAGGCAGCCCGUGCAGGAAUGGCUUUAUGAUGGAAGGACUGGAAAGAAACAGUAAGCUUGGUUUGCAGAAACAAAGUGUCAUGGAACAACCAUUCACUGUAAGUUCUUUGAAAAGGCUUGCAGCUAUACCUGACCACACAGAUGUUUCAUUGAGCCCAGAAGAACGUGUACGUGCCUUAAGCAAGCUUGGCUGUAACAUCACAAUAAAUGAAGACAUUACUCCACGACGCUAUUUCAGAUCCGGAGUGGAGAUGGAGCGCAUGGCAUCUGUAUAUCUGGGAGAAGGAAACCUUGAAAAUGCCUUUGUUCUCUAUAAUAAGUUUAUAACUUUGUUUGUAGAAAAGCUGCCCAGUCAUCGAGACUACCAACAAUGUGCAGUUCCAGAAAAACAGGAUAUUAUGAAGAAACUAAAGGAUGUAGCAUUUCCAAGGACUGAUGAACUGAAGAAAGGGUUGCUAAAGAAAUAUAAUGCCGAAUACCGGAAAUAUAUGCAAGACAAGAGCAAAUGCAAGGCUGAGUUACUGAAGAAACUAGAGCAGCAGAAAUUGAUUGAAGCAGAGAAGAAGCGGAUUGCACAGAUCCGUCAACAGCAGCUGGAAACAGAACAAUUUCAGUUCUUUGAAGAUCAACUGAAGAAGCAAGAAUUAGCCCGUGAUCAGAAAACAAAGGAGAAUUCAAUUACAUCUGAGCAGACUGAUGGGAGCAUGUUAUCAUCGUGCAUUGCAGCACAUCUGAAUAAUACUUUCCCUGCAAACAAGAGUGAUGCCUCUGCUGGACAGUCUCCUCUGAUAAGUCGGUCCGUAAAGCCAGCUGCCACACUAAGUGCUGUUCAGAACAAUGUGGCUGAAGGGCUGCGAAGUGUGGUUCUGCCCAAGGAUCUUUGUCACAAAUUUCUGCUGCUAGCAGAGGCAAAUACAGUAAGAGGAAUAGAGACAUGUGGAAUUCUCUGUGGAAAACUGACCCAUAAUGAAUUCACUAUUACUCAUGUGAUAGUGCCAAAACAGUCUGCAGGGCCAGACUAUUGUGACAUGGAGAAUGUGGAAGAGCUAUUCAGGGUUCAAGACCAACAUGAUCUCCUCACUCUGGGCUGGAUCCAUACACAUCCAACACAGACUGCAUUCUUAUCCAGUGUUGAUCUUCAUACACACUGUUCUUAUCAGCUAAUGCUACCAGAGGCUAUUGCAAUUGUUUGUUCACCAAAACAUAAUGACACGGGGGUCUUCCGACUUACUAACGCCGGCAUGUUGGAAGUUUCUAUAUGUAAAAAGAAGGGUUUUCAUCCCCAUACCAAGGAUCCUAGGCUAUUUAAUGUAAGGAUGCACGUUACUUUCGAGGACUUUGAUUGAAUAUGUAAACACAUAAUUGGGAAAGAUGUAAAAAUAACUGUAUUGGAUCUGAGGUGAUAUGGAUGGAAGAACAAAGCCUUCUUCGAAUCAGAUGCCGAAAGGAGAACAUGGCUACCAGAUUUUACUACAGUGUUUUCCAGAAGUUACUGACAUUUUAUAUUUGUACAUUUUAUAUUUAAUAAUUUGAUAUUUAUUACCCUUUUCCAUUUUGAAGUAAUUUUGUUCUGUCAAGAUUGAGUUCAUGGUGGCAUUCAAUCAGUAUAUAUUAUUAUGCUGAAAUAUUAUGAUAAUAAAACUUGAAA
This is a messenger RNA of Rhineura floridana, 2129 nucleotides long. RefSeq names its product STAM binding protein like 1 (gene STAMBPL1). Gene Ontology annotation, cellular component: membrane; endosome. The record is from RefSeq and is a predicted model, not a curated record. The transcript is spliced from 11 exons. Gene Ontology annotation, biological process: protein K63-linked deubiquitination. Gene Ontology annotation, molecular function: protein binding; K63-linked deubiquitinase activity; metal-dependent deubiquitinase activity. Bases 508 to 1827 code for a protein of 439 amino acids. Lineage: Eukaryota; Metazoa; Chordata; Lepidosauria; Squamata; Rhineuridae.